Messenger RNA from Ilex paraguariensis (yerba mate), 765 nucleotides. NCBI's taxonomy places the organism in Eukaryota, Viridiplantae, Streptophyta, Magnoliopsida, Aquifoliales, Aquifoliaceae. The record is from the annotation of a GenBank genome assembly.
AUGAAACCCGCUGCUUCCGGCCUGCAUAUCUGUAUAUAUCAGGUUUGGUUUGGUUUGGACGUGGAGAUUAUCAUGUCAGCUAUUAUAGCAAGAACGGGUAGACACCGGCAACGUUAUGAAGACAAUCUUCGACUUGUUUCUGGUUCAUACGGCAGGUGUAUUCCUUACCGGCUGGCAAAAUAUAAUGAAAAUUGGAGCAGUGGUUUAGAAUACAGAAUAGAAGUUCUAAUGAUAUCUUCUCCAAAGCGCGAUGAUCUUGUGUUUCCAAAGGGUGGAUGGGAGGAUGAUGAGACUGUUGAAGAAGCUGCAUGUCGUGAAGCAUUAGAGGAAGCAGGAGUGAGAGGAAUUCUUAAAGAAAAUCCGCUUGGGAUGUGGGAGUUCAGAAGCAAGAGCAAGCAAGACAUGUGUAGUCUGGAAGGAGGCUGUAGGGGAUACAUGUUUGCGUUGGAGGUUACUGAAGAGCUUGAUGUUUGGCCAGAGCAGGGGGACCGUGAUAGAAAAUGGCUAGUCAUAAAAGAGGCAUUCAAACUCUGUCGCUAUGAGUGGAUGCGUAGAGCACUGGAGGAGUUUCUUAGAAUAAUGGCCAUGGCUGAAGAUGGGAAACAUGAGAUGAGGGAAGAGGCAAUGGAGCCGCAUCCUGUUCCAGAUUCAGAUUGUCAAAUAAUGUCAACUAGCUGUUAUGUGAACUCUUCGGGUGCCCAACUCCACAAUGUUAGUCCUAUGAGUCAGUCGUUUGGGAUUAUGCUUCCCGGCAUACUAUUUUGA